Molecule: messenger RNA, 3512 nt
Organism: Mobula hypostoma (lesser devil ray)
Lineage: Eukaryota; Metazoa; Chordata; Chondrichthyes; Myliobatiformes; Myliobatidae
Gene: dcaf6
Product: ddb1 and cul4 associated factor 6
Exons: 21
Coding region: 265-3063 (932 amino acids)
Biological process (GO): positive regulation of transcription by RNA polymerase II
Cellular component (GO): Cul4-RING E3 ubiquitin ligase complex; cytoplasm
Molecular function (GO): protein binding
Source: RefSeq, a predicted model, not a curated record
CCUUGCCUCUGUUUUUUUUGAACGAGAUAUCGCGAUGUUUAUAGGUUGUCAGGCCUAUCGCUGACAAGCGGCCGGCCGACAAUUCGCUUCAAGCUGACCUGACGGUAGUCGCUAGCAUGAAAAUAACGACGUGAAACAAUUCCCCGCUAGUUCGUCAGCGGUUCGUUUUAUUGUGUCUGUAACUCAUACGCCAGUAUCCGUCGAUUGGACAAUGACGGAGGCUCGGAACGGUUAAUAGAUUGUAAUAACUGUGGGAGAGGCAGGAUGUCACGUCCCACAAACCUGGUGUGGGAUGUAAGGAAGCGCUCGCUGGGGCUGGAGGAUCCCCGGCUAAUUCGCUUGUCCUAUUUAGGAAGAAGAGAAUUUAUCCAAAGACUAAAACUUGAAGCUAAAUUGAAUGUACACGAUGGUUGUGUAAAUACAAUUUGCUGGAAUGAUACAGGAGAAUAUAUUCUAUCAGGAUCUGAUGACACCAACCUAGUGAUAACAAAUCCAUAUAGUAGAAAGAUUCUUUCAACUAUUCGUUCGGGUCAUCGAGCAAACAUUUUUAGUGCAAAAUUUCUUCCACACACCAGUGACAAACAGAUUAUUUCCUGCUCAGGAGAUGGUGUCAUAUUUUAUACAAACACAGAGAGAGAUGCAGAAGCAAAUCGUCAGUGCCAGUUUAACUGCCACUAUGGAACAGCUUAUGAGAUCAUGACUGUACCAAAUGAUCCUUAUACUUUUCUAUCAUGUGGUGAAGAUGGUACUGUAAGGUGGUUUGAUGUUAGAGCGAAGACAAACUGUACAAAAGAAGAUUGCAAAGAUGAUAUUUUGAUAAACUGCCGCCGUGCUGCUACUUCAAUCGCUAUCUGCCCUUUGAUGCCGUACUACUUAUCUGUUGGUUGCUCGGAUAGUUCUGUGAGAAUAUAUGAUCGAAGGAUGCUUGGCACAAGGGCUACAGGCAGUUACAAUGCACGUGCAACUACUGGAAUGUGUGCAAGAUUUGUACCUCCACAUCUUACCAAUAAAUCUUGUCGAGUUACGUCCCUCUGUUACAGUAAUGAUGGACAGGACAUUCUUGUUAGUUAUUCCUCAGAUUAUAUUUACCUUUUUGAUCCCUAUGAUGAUCAAGGACGUGAGCUUAAGCUCCCUGCUACAGAUGAGAGAAGAGAACCAGAGAUCCGGCAGCCACCUGUUAAACGACUCAGGCUUCGAGGGGAUUGGUCUGAUACUGGGCCAAGGGCAAGACCAGAGAGUGAGCGAGAACGUGAAGGAGAACAAAGCUCUAAUGUGUCACUCAUGCAACGCAUGUCAGAUAUGUUAUCCAGAUGGUUUGAAGAAGCUAGUGAAAAUGCCCAAAGCAGCUUAAGAGGAAGGGGAAGAUCAAGAUCCCGAGGAAACACUGUUAGGUCGGAAACAUCAGACUCAAACAUACCAGCUACUCAAGAAGGAACUGGAGAAGGUACUAUGGAGGUAGAUUCUUCAGCUGAUCAGCUGCCACAGUCUUCAUCAUCAUCUACAGCUUCAGCUCAGGCUCCAUCAACAACAUCCUCCACUGCUGGCUCUUGUUCUACUUCUCUCCUGUCUUCACCUGAUAGUGAACACAAGCGCCCACCUCCAUCAACAGACAACCCUCCACAAUCAGAACUAAGAGCUCAGUCCAUUCGAUCAUCUGGGGUAAGUUUAGUCAGUAAGCGACUACAGCAACUGAGACUUUUGAAGGCUGAACAACAGAAACAGCAGGAUCUGGCAAAGAAGUCUUCAUCACAAUCUGCCACUGACCAUUUCACCCAUGAAGGCUCCUCACUGCAUCCUAAUAUUUCAGAUUCCCCUUCUUCUGUGGUAAACAAACAACUUGGAUCCAUGUCACUUGAUGAGCAAAAGGGCAGCAGUACAGAUAGUUCCAGCAUCAGAACACCAGGUGCUGAACCAGUUCUAAGUUUACAUUACAGUACAGAGGGAACGACUGCGAGCACAAUCAAGCUAGAUUUUACUGAUGAAUGGAGUGAUUCGGCUUCAACUUCUCGGGGAACUGGAAUUCAAAGCAAACAAAGCAAUCAGGAAGAAUCUCAGCAAAUACAAGCCCCUGAGGAGCAUUCAGAAGAAAUAAUAGACACAAAUGUUUCUGCACCUGAAUCAGCUGAACAGUCAGGUAAAAGAAUAUGCAAAGUCAGGCACAUGGAGGUUGAUGAAGCCAAUAAAGAAGGGAGCACAACUAAAGAAACCAAAGCGAGAGUAUUCGAUUACCUCUGCCAGACUGCACCAGCAAACUUCUAUCAGAGAAGCCUACAGCAACAAGAAGUGUCUUGCCAAAGUACAGAAACUAAUGACAGCUGCAAUAGAAUGACUGAAUCCACACAGCAGUCAGAACCAACAAGGCUGAGUAAUCAGAAUGAGCCUACUCGGACAUCUGCCAGUCGUGAAACUGAUGACAGUGAUGAUGAUCCUGUUUUAAUUCCAUCUUCCCGGUUUAGAGCAGGAUCAGGACACAGAUUUACUUUCAGAGGAAUGGCAGUGGGUGAUAGAAUGAGACGCACUGCAGCUGCCCGUAUUCAGGAGCUGUUCAGAAGGAGAAAGGAAAAGAAGGAAAUGGAAGAAUUAGAGACUCAAAACAUAAGAAAACCUACAAUAAAAAUGGUAUACAAAGGCCACCGUAACUCAAGAACAAUGAUCAAAGAAGCCAACUUCUGGGGUAGUUAUUAUGUAAUUAGUGGCUCAGACUGUGGUCACAUAUUCAUCUGGGAUCGCCAGACAGCUGAGUUGCUGAUGUUAUUAGAAGCUGACAACCAUGUGGUGAACUGCCUGCAGCCUCAUCCUUUUGAUCCAAUUCUGGCAUCGUCUGGUAUAGAUUAUGAUGUCAAGAUUUGGACACCGCUGGAAGGAAUACCAGCUUUUGACAGAAAACUGGCAGAUGAGGUGAUCAGUCGCAAUGAAUUGAUGUUGGAGGAGACCAGGAACACAAUCACAGUUCCAGCAUCAUUUAUGCUAAGAAUGUUGGCUUCACUCAAUCAUAUUCGAACAGAUCGGUUGGAAGGUGACCGUUCAGAAGGCUCUGGCCAAGAGAAUGAAGAUGAUGAAUAACUGUUCAGAUUUAAAAAAAAAGCAUUAAGAAAUUUGUAUUACAGAAAAUUUAGUAUAUUUUCCCUACAAAGCCUUAGUGUUAUUUUAGUUCCUUUUCUGGAAAAAAAGGGUACAUUUAAUAUGAAUAUUUCUUUGUGCAAAAUGUGUGCAUGAAUUAGGAUGAGAAAGGUGGGAAAGAAUAAGCAAGUUGCUUUUAAUUAUUAUGUUCCGUGGAUGAGAUGCUUGGAGGUUUCAAGUGCAAUAUUAUCUAAUGUGCAACUGUAUGUGUUUGGAUCAGUGUUUUGAGUGUGAAGAUAAAAAAAAAACACUAGUAAGAGGGUUAAGAUGAAACCUUUCUAAACUUGUUGUUAUGCAUGUAUGCUGAGGGGGAAAACUUCAUUAAAGUUUUUGGUUGUUUAAAAAAAAUACUGGUUUGUUAGUUGGUGCUCCAAAAAUCGGAAUUACAGGAC